AUGCAGCUUGGACGUCAGCUGCAUGCAGCACUCAAGAUGAUGUUCUACGAAGUCCAACCAGCACAAGCCCAUCGCGACGAUGUCCGUGAAAGAAAUGUUGUUUCGAGAGAAAUCGCCGCAAAUGACGAACGACAGUCUAAGAAAAGCAAACUGAAACUCGCCGACAAACCGAUAGUGGACCGACCGACCGACCUCGGAAUGUUGUGCAACGAUGAACGCACAGUUUCAACGAAAAAUCGGGGCGCUAUGAAGUUACGGCCAUUAUGGUCGCUAAUCGCUGACUGCUCACCCAGACAGUGUUCGAGAAACUCAAGAGGGCGUAGUUGCACACAUCAUCUCAAACAUGACGUGCUUGCUAGUUUAGUACGCCAUCCUUCAAAAGUGUUUGGAACUGCCUCAGUUUACGAAGGAGGUCCAAUGGGCACAAUUGAGGGGUGUUCGUCUGAUAGCGAUGACGAUUUGUACACGAGAAGCGUUAGCUUACAGGAAGUAAGAGGUGCUGUUACCACAAGAAACACCACGACUGAAAUCUCCUCGGUUAAAAAUAAGUGUGUACAAGAAAAAGUAGAUGUUGUGGUCCUUGAUGAUGAUGAAUCGCUUGACCUGCCCGAUUCAGACUGCGCAUUUCCAACGAAAGCAAAGCAGUCGCGUCGAAAACGCGUGGAACAGUUAGCGCAGAAGGAAUUAUUAGAACUAGAGGAGAUUUUAUCUGAGCCCGUCAUACAAGUAGUAGCUCCCUGUCCAAAACGAACAAGACGUAUCAGGACGUAUGACCGCCCUGGCAAUACCAUUGACAUAGACAUUGUUAGUGAUGAUGCUACACCAUCUUCUGUCAAGACCUGUAAACAAAGCGGCGAAACGUCUGCUACUUCUGAUGUAAUCGAACUAGAUAAGGAGGUCAACCUAUUCGUGACUGUAUUCCUUGACCAAGAUAAUGGAAAGACAGGACGUUUCAUGAGCAUACUUCAUGAUGAACCGUUCGAUAAGCUGCGACCAGAAUUUGCAAAGGAACUGAAAUGUAAUCAGUUGGAUGUAAUGAUUCAUGUAAAUAAUGUGGAUGCUGGUCCUGGUGACACACCUGACUCGAUGGGUCUCGAUAUAGAAAAGCUUGCACUGGUGAACGUGUUCUGUUUAAAACCUAAUUCUAACUCUGAUGAAGAUCUUAGCAGCGACCCAAACUUUAUUCCAGUGAGAUGUAUUUUUGAGAGCGGACGACCUCGUUGUGUAUAUUUAAAACUGACCGAAACGUUUGCGGAUGCUAAAAAGCGAAUAGAAAAAGCGCUGCAACUAUCGAGUGGCGUAGAAAGGCUUGUGUUUGAUAAUGACGUCCUAGACGACUCUGACACACCGACGUCUAUUGAUAUGGAAGCUGAAGAUGUCAUUGAAAUUCAUUUGAAAAAGUCCCUGUGA
Messenger RNA from Necator americanus (New World hookworm), 1410 nucleotides. RefSeq lists its product as uncharacterized. The record is from RefSeq and is a predicted model, not a curated record. Gene Ontology annotation, molecular function: protein binding. NCBI's taxonomy places the organism in Eukaryota, Metazoa, Nematoda, Chromadorea, Rhabditida, Ancylostomatidae. The coding region runs from base 1 to 1410 and encodes 469 amino acids. The transcript is spliced from 11 exons.